CGGUCCGAUCCGGUCCGGUUGCGCUCGGCCCGGUCCGGUCCGAAGCAUCCCGGCGCCGCCGCCCUCGCGCUGCCCCGCGCCCGCCCCGCGCGUGCCCGGCCCGGCCCGGCCGUUAGGGCACCGCCGCCGCUUGGCUGUGAGGCGGCGGGAGCGAGCGCGGGCGGCGGCGGCGGGCGGGGGGCUCGGUGCAGGGAACAGCCGCGGCCUCCUCGCCUCAGCCGCGGGGAGGAGGGACACCGAGCAGCGGGGAAGGCGGGGUGGGGGGGACGAGCACAGCGACGCGUCGCGCCGCUCGCUUCCCUCUAGGACCGCGCGGCGGGAGGAAGGGGCGCGUCUCCCCGGAGCCUUCGUCGCCCCGCGCCCUCUCUUCCCAGGCCCGGUGCCGGAGGGGGUGGGGGUGGGCGCCCCGCGGGUCCCCUCAGGCUCGGCGGUGCCCGGGGCGGGUGUUGGUGACUUCAGUCAUUUAGGGGUUUAGUUCUGAGGAAGCCGAGACACAAGAAUUGAGUUUCUUUUACAUAGAAAGCUACAGCUCUUCACCAAUAUUCUUUUUACUCCUUCCCGUCCUUCCCUGCUCCUAAGGGACAACAAUUUGGGAAUUAUUUUAAACAUUAAUUUACUCCCCCUUCCCCCCUCCCUCAGAAAUCCACCCUGGUCCCAGAGGCAUCCGCUAGACAGUGCCUGACGGACCAGGAGAACGUUAUCAUUGCUUGCUUGCUUUGGGAGCUUCAGCAGUGCCCUUCCCUCCUUUGGGGUGUAGUGCAGGGAGGCACCCAGCAGACUUCGGAGCCACCCUUUUUGGUUAGGAGAGGAUCCAGAAAAAGGGGUACCUAGCAAGGCACGUGACCUCCUUAAGGGAGCCUGAACUGAAGCGGCACUUGGCACGCUGAAGGAAACACCCAUCUUUAGUGUCUUUUUCGUCUUCCACUCCUUCCUCACCAAAUUUCUGUUCCAUUGGAAGGAGACCUUGAAGGUUGCAAGACAAGUCCAAGAUGUGCAGUUCAGUUGCUCCCAGGCUGUGGUUCCUAACAGACCGUCGCAUCAGAGAAGAUUACCCUCAGCAGGAGAUCCUGAGAGCACUGAAGGCCAAGUGCUGUGAGGAGGAGCUGGAUUUCCGGGCCUUGGUGAUGGAUGAAGUGGUGCUGACCAUUGAGGAUGGAAAUCUUGGUCUUCGGGUGAAAGGGGAGCUCAUCACUGCUUACCCACAGGUGGUGGUUGUGCGUGUGCCAACACCUUGGGUCCAGAGUGACAGCGACAUCACAGUCCUUCGCCACCUAGAGAAGAUGGGCUGUCGGUUGAUGAAUCGUCCUCAAGCCAUCCUCAACUGUGUCAACAAGUUCUGGACGUUUCAAGAACUUGCUGGCCAUGGUGUGCCUCUUCCAGACACUUUUUCUUAUGGUGGUCAUGAGAAUUUUUCCAAAAUGAUUGAUGAGGCGGAAGUGCUGGAGUUCCCUAUGGUGGUGAAGAACACGCGGGGUCAUCGAGGUAAAGCUGUGUUCCUGGCACGAGACAAGCACCAUUUGGCAGACCUAAGCCAUUUGAUCCGUCACGAUGCCCCUUACUUGUUUCAAAAAUAUGUUAAGGAGUCCCAUGGCAAGGAUGUGCGCGUCAUCGUAGUGGGAGGCCGUGUGGUGGGCACCAUGCUCCGCUGCUCGACAGAUGGGAGGAUGCAGAGUAACUGCUCACUUGGUGGUGUAGGAAUGAUGUGCUCGCUGAGUGAACAAGGCAAGCAGUUGGCAGUCCAAGUGUCAAACAUCCUGGGGAUGGAUGUGUGCGGCAUUGACCUGCUGAUGAAGGACGACGGCUCAUUCUACGUCUGCGAGGCCAAUGCAAAUGUAGGUUUCAUUGCCUUUGACAAGGCCUGUAAUUUAGAUGUAGCUGGUAUCAUAGCGGACUAUGCCGCUUCCCUGCUGGCCCCCGGCCGCUUGACGCGGCGCAUGUCCUUGCUCUCCGUGGUGUCCACGGCCAGCGAGACUAGCGAGCCAGAGCUGGGCCCUCCAGCUGGGGCCGCUGUCGACAACAUGAGUGCUAGCUCCAGCUCUGUCGACAGCGACCCUGAGACCACGGAGAGAGAGUUGCUCACCAAGCUCCCGGGGGCUCUCUUCAACAUGAACCAGCUAUUAGCCAAUGAGAUCAAGCUCCUUGUGGAGUGAUGCCAUGUGUAAAUAGGUGACCAACAGAACUCUCUCUUGUAAAUUUUUUUUUUAAACCAACUUGCAAUGCUGUUUAUCAGAGACGCUCAGAGGAAUGAGGAAAGGGGGGUGGGUGUGUCAGUGAAGAAAACAAAAGUAAAAGGCACACGUGCUGUGAUUGCUGUCCCUGCUCAUUUGCGGAACAUUAAAUUGUCUUCAUCAGUUUUACAGUGGAGAUGCUCAGUUCGUAACCAAGCGGCAGUUUUAUUUGGAUGCUGCUUUGGUCCCCAGAUAUAUUGCAGUUCAUGUGUCUUCACAGGCAAGCAUUGAAGCGUGAUUCACACUUGAAGAUUUUCAGAAAGUUGUCUGGCAGCUCUCUAGAAACUUCUGUGAAUUACUGCACCAGUUAAGUCUCUUCUACCUCUGUAAGGCUUGAUCCUGUAAAUUGCUGAGUGCCUCAAAUUCUUUAUGUGAGUUGAAGGUGUUAAAUACCAAGUAUUUCAAAAUUCCUGGGCACAUACUGUUCCUGCUCUUGUAGACGGGAGCUGUAAGUUCAGGAUCCUUUUAAAGUCAUCACUUUCUGACCUUGCAGGAUACAGCCUUUCAAAUGAUGAGGCUGAGUGAAGUGUCAGUUGACUUAAUGUGAACUUUCUGUAAAAAUCUGUAAAUUGUACCAUCUUGGUAUUAAGUGGCAGCUUUAUAAAUUUCUUUAUAAAGUUUUUAAAGGAGGAUACUUCUGUUUUUCUCAUUUCAAAUCCUGAUUUUGGAAGGUAUAUAGGGGAAUUGGUCAUACUAUCUUUGUGGGCAGAAGUGGCACGUUUUUAACUAUUUUUGCAUGGUUGGAGGAGAUAAACAGCACUGUAAUGUUUGGUAUACAAAAUGAUGUUUAAUCUAAUGUGAAAAAGAAUUACACUAGUUUAAAGCAAACGUGCAUCGACUUGUAUUUGUUAGUGUUUUAGUCUUUCUGAGAGAGAUCUGCAAUGUUAAUGUUCCUUUUUCUUUAAUACAUGCUAGUCGAACACUCCCUUCUCUAUGCCUGCAUCUUUAACAGUGGCCAAAGUGAAAACACCGCAGACUGUUUAAGAAAACACUGAGUUAUAACCUGUACAUUGGUGAGGGGGUUGUUUGUUUUUACUUUUUGCCUUUUUUUUGGAGGGAGGAAUGUGGUAAGGUGUGGAGGAGGGAAGAGCUGGUUAAAAGUGAUUAGUCAUCCAGAGGAACUUUAGAAUAAAGCAACAGUUCAUACAAUA
Molecule: messenger RNA, 3379 nt
Organism: Prinia subflava (tawny-flanked prinia)
Lineage: Eukaryota; Metazoa; Chordata; Aves; Passeriformes; Cisticolidae
Gene: RIMKLB
Product: ribosomal modification protein rimK like family member B
Exons: 7
Coding region: 990-2150 (386 amino acids)
Biological process (GO): protein modification process
Cellular component (GO): cytoplasm
Molecular function (GO): ATP binding; metal ion binding; N-acetyl-L-aspartate-L-glutamate ligase activity
Source: RefSeq, a predicted model, not a curated record